This is a messenger RNA of Malania oleifera, 1096 nucleotides long. RefSeq names its product probable aquaporin SIP2-1. NCBI's taxonomy places the organism in Eukaryota, Viridiplantae, Streptophyta, Magnoliopsida, Santalales, Ximeniaceae. Gene Ontology annotation, cellular component: membrane. Gene Ontology annotation, biological process: transmembrane transport. The record is from RefSeq and is a predicted model, not a curated record. The transcript has 3 exons. The coding region runs from base 192 to 902 and encodes 236 amino acids. Gene Ontology annotation, molecular function: channel activity.
CAAAUUUGUGUGAGACCCACAGCCAUGGGCAGCUGAUAUGGGGACCUCGGACUGUUCCUGGACUGGAAGCUUGCUCAAAAUUUAACGAAUCGCGAUAAGGUGGGAGAGGGGAGAAGUGCAGGAGCAAAUAGAAUAGAAUAACAGAGACAGCACAGAGACGGGGAGAGAGGAGUCAUACCAACGUCCGUCAAAUGGCUAAGACUCGGCUGAUCAUAGCUGAUUUCAUCCUCUCUUUCAUGUGGGUAUGGUCAGGAGCUCUCAUCAAGAUCCUUGUCUACAAGGUUCUAGGGUUGGGAUAUGUGCCGAGGGGUGAAUUCAUCAACGGUGCUCUCUCCAUUAUCAACAUGUUCUUAUUUGCAUUCUUGGGUAAGAUCAGCGAAGGGGGAAUAUAUAAUCCUAUAACUGCCUUGCCCGCUGCCAUUUCUGGGGAUUUCAGUCGAUUCCUCUUUACCGUCGGUGCAAGAAUUCCUGCUCAGGUAAUUGGAUCUGUAACUGGGGUUAGGCUCAUUAUUGAGACCUUCCCUGAAAUAGGACAUGGGCCACGCUUGAACAUUGACAUCCAUAGAGGUGCACUGACAGAAGGAUUUCUAACAUUUGCAAUUGUUACAAUCUCGCUUGGACUUGCGAGAAACAUCCCUGGAAGUUUCUUUAUGAAAACUUGGAUUUCAAGUGUCUCUAAACUUGCUCUUCACAUACUAGGAUCUGAUCUAACGGGUGGAACUAUGAACCCAGCCUCUGCAACGGGAUGGGCUUAUGCUCGUGGGGAUCAUAUAACCAAAGAACACAUACUUGUUUAUUGGCUUGCCCCAGUAGAGGCAACACUGCUGGCAGUAUGGAUAUUUAGGCUGCUAGUUCAGCCUGCAAAAGAGGAGAAAGAAAAAAUGAAGACUAAAUCAGACUGAAAGCAAUUUACUAAUUUUAGAAAUCUGUUGUAUAAUCUAAUCCGUAAGCAUUUGGCAGGGGUCAUCCAGAAACAGAAAGACAGCUUCAGAUUGAAGAAAAAUGCACUCUGUUCUGUGAGUGAGUUCCCGACAUGUAAAUAUUGUUCAUUGUGUUGAUCGUUCACCAAUAAUCUCCCUCUCUCCCUCUCUCAAAA